AUGGCAGCACUCACUGAAGAAGCCGACUUCGAUGCCGGUGAAACGUCUAAGAAGGUACCAAGUCCACUGGAUGAUGCUGGCAAUAAUGACAACUUCUAUUGCAGACGACUUCGGACU
Molecule: messenger RNA, 117 nt
Organism: Protopolystoma xenopodis
Lineage: Eukaryota; Metazoa; Platyhelminthes; Monogenea; Polystomatidea; Polystomatidae
Source: the annotation of a GenBank genome assembly